Molecule: messenger RNA, 2052 nt
Organism: Zerene cesonia (dogface butterfly)
Lineage: Eukaryota; Metazoa; Arthropoda; Insecta; Lepidoptera; Pieridae
Product: protein adenylyltransferase SelO-like
Exons: 12
Coding region: 167-1816 (549 amino acids)
Source: RefSeq, a predicted model, not a curated record
UCAAUUUGAAAUUAUAAAUGUCAUUGUCAUAUACAUAUGUUUGUGAAGCGUACCGUGUUAUCUCAAAAUUUUCUACAUAAGAAUAAUUAAGCAAAUUGAAAAGAGUACCCAAAUAGCAGUUUAUCACUAACGUAUUAAGUUUAAAAAAUCAAGCUUAUUCAAAUAUAUGAAGCGAGCCUUUAGUACUUUCCAUGCAUUACUACACAAUCCAAGGGAAAUAAUGUUAGGUACCAACUUAAUAAGCGAUUUUAACGACUUUAAAUUUAAAAGUCCUCCGAGUUAUGCUGAACUCCCUAUUAAUGAUAAUCCUGAAUAUAAUGUUCCGGUGGCCGUAAAUAAUGCAAUAUUCUCAAAGGUUCCAACUGAGCCACUCACAGGCAAGCUACAUUUAGUGUGUGUGUCUGAAGAAGCGCUAACUGACGUCCUAGACCUAGAUCCUAAGGUUUCAGAAAGUGAGGAUUUUAUUCAUUUUGUCAGCGGAAAAUAUCUACCGGAAGGUGGAUUAAGUGUGUCUCAUAGAUAUGGGGGAUAUCAAUUUGGAUAUUGGGCGGAUCAACUUGGUGAUGGCAGAGCUCAUAUAUUGGGAGAAUAUGUGAACAGCAAGGGUGAAAUCUGGCAACCCCAGCUCAAAGGCUCCGGUGAGACGCCAUACUCCCGCUUCGGCGAUGGUCGAGCCGUGCUCCGCUCGUCGAUACGCGAAAUGAUAGCGAGCGAAGCGUGCUACCAUUUGGGUAUACCGACCACGCGGGCUGGCGCCCUGGUGGUGAGCGACGAGCACAAAGUGUGGCGGGAUAAGACGUACAGUGGCAUGGCGAGGCAGGAACGCGCUGCGAUUGUCGUGCGACUGUCGCCCGCGUGGUACAGGAUCGGCUCCUUCGAGAUACUGUACAAGAGGCGCGAGCCGGAACUGGCGGGCAAGCUUGCGGAUUUUGUUAUUAAGCAUCACUUCCCGGAAAUAAGCCUCGACGAUGAGGACAGGUGUGUCAAAUUGUUCUCGGAGGUCGCUCACCGUAACCUGGACAUGGUGGCUGCGUGGCAAGGUAUAGGAUUCACGCACGGAGUAUUGAACACAGAUAACAUAAGCCUGCUCGGCCUGACCAUAGACUACGGCCCGUACGGGUUCAUAGACCACUUCUAUAAUCACUACGUGUCCAACUCUUCCGAUGAUAUGGGGCGGUAUGCGUAUAAAAUGCAGCCUGAGAUUAUAAUAUGGAAUCUGGAUAAGUUCGCCGAAGCGCUGGUGCCUAUACUGAAAGUGGAACAGAUCCAACAGAUACGAGAGAUUCAAGCGACGCUGGAUGAGUAUGUGGAGAGUAGAAUUAGAGAGACAUUUAACCUAAAGCUCGGUCUAGAAACUAAUAAAGAUGGCGAUGAAGUGCUCGCAAAGGACUUGUUGGGUUUGAUGCAAGCCACCAUGGCGGACUUCACGGCUACCUUCAGGCAACUGUCUGAGAUAAAUCUAGAUCAGCUAUGUGAUGAAGAUGCCUUAAAAGAACACUGGUCGCUGAUCAAAGUGAACAAAGCGAAGGGAUGGGACGACUGGGUGAAGAGGUACAGGGAGCGGAUUGACUUGGAGACUGUCAGCGACGAGACACGUAAAGCGAGGAUGGUCAAAGUGAACCCCCUGUAUGUGCCAAGAAAUUGGAUUCUGCAAGAGGCGAUCGCUGACGCUGAGAAAAAUGAUUUCAGAAAGGUGCGCCAUCUAUUGGAAGUAUUCAAAAACCCAUACACGGUGAAUGAGGAAGCGGAAAAACUCGGGUAUUCGUCGCAACCGCCCAGCUGGUCAUAUGGGUUAAAAUUAAGCUGUUCUAGUUAACUUGUGACCCCUCCCACAAGUCUUACUUAGUAUAGCAAACUUUAGAAGUUUCGCUUCAAAUGUUCUCAAAGUUCUCAAAGGCAAAUGUCAUAAUUCGAGACAAUUGCUUUUGUCUGAAAAUAUGUUAUAAAACUGGCUUCGAAGUAAUACUGGAUUCUAUUAAAUGUUCUUUUGUUGUAAUCUUCUUAAAUUGUCACAUAAAAAGAAAAAUUUAUUCAAAAUGGUUAUGGUAGUUU